AUGCUCUACUUCCAGCUGGUGAUCCUGGCGGGAACGGUGAUGCUGGCGUAUUACUUUGAGUACACGGACACGUUCAGCGUCCACGUGCAGGGAUUCUUCUGCCACGAUAAAGCCCACAUGAAGCCGUACCCGGGACCGGAGGAGGAGGGCUCCGUGCCCCCCGCACUGCUCUAUACGCUCGUGUCCGGAGUGCCAGCGCUCCUGAUCACAGUGACGGAGUCGGUCCUGUUCAUGCUGCAAUACCUCUCUGAGGAUCUGGACAACCGAGAGAAGAUCAUGGUGAUGGGCGACUGCUGUUACCUCAACCCACUGGUGCGCAGGACGUUUCGCUUCCUCGGCGUUUAUGCGUUCGGCCUUUUCGCCACCGAUAUCUUUGCGAAUGCAGGUCAGGUGGUGACGGGUAACCUGUCGCCGUACUUCCUGUCGGUGUGUAAACCCAACUACACCGCGCUGGGGUGCCAACAGCAUGCCCGCUUCAUCCACCAGCGGGACGCCUGCACGGGCGACGCAGAGGACGUCCUGAGGGCCCGCAGGUCCUUCCCGUCUAAAGAAGCCGCUCUCGGUGUGUACGCCGCACUUUACACUGCGAUGUACGUCACAUGCUUGGUGAAAUCUAAAGGUACACAUCUGGCCAAACCACUCUUCUCUCUGGGUCUGAUGUGUCUGGCUGUGCUGGCGGGAAUAAACCGGGUGGUGGAGUACCGGAACCACUGGAGCGACGUCAUCACCGGGUUCCUCAUCGGAGGAGCCACCGCCGUCUUCCUGGUGGUGUGUGUGGUCAAGAACUUCAAAGGAAAAUCUCUGCUGAGCGAGACGCCGCCUGAGGAGAACGUUUCCAGCACCCCGACGCUCAGGGAGGCCCGGAUAGAGCACAACAUAGAGAAGUACAUCGCCUCGCAGAGUCCUAUUUUGUAUGCCGAGGUCACAUGAUGCAGGAGAAGCGUGAACAUCCCUAAAGCGAAGGACC
Messenger RNA from Trichomycterus rosablanca, 967 nucleotides. It is a transcript of the gene plppr5a, whose product is annotated as phospholipid phosphatase related 5a. Gene Ontology annotation, biological process: signal transduction; phospholipid dephosphorylation; phospholipid metabolic process. Gene Ontology annotation, molecular function: phosphatidate phosphatase activity. The transcript has 6 exons. Bases 1 to 930 code for a protein of 309 amino acids. The record is from RefSeq and is a predicted model, not a curated record. NCBI's taxonomy places the organism in Eukaryota, Metazoa, Chordata, Actinopteri, Siluriformes, Trichomycteridae. Gene Ontology annotation, cellular component: plasma membrane.